Molecule: messenger RNA, 930 nt
Organism: Fonsecaea nubica
Lineage: Eukaryota; Fungi; Ascomycota; Eurotiomycetes; Chaetothyriales; Herpotrichiellaceae
Exons: 1
Coding region: 1-930 (309 amino acids)
Cellular component (GO): cytoplasm; nucleus
Molecular function (GO): ribonucleoside-diphosphate reductase inhibitor activity
Source: RefSeq, a predicted model, not a curated record
AUGGGUCUGCCGCAAGACUUUUCCAUCCCGGUGCCUUCCAUUGAGUCGGACUCACCCCUCUCUAAGCGUCGUCGCUUCAUCCCCAACUCGCUGCCACCGAUCAUCCCUGUUACGGACAACUCGGAUAUUGAGCAACACACCUUUGACUCUCCAUUGCUCUUGCAGCUUUGCGAACAAGCCCCUGAUCAGGAGGAAAUCGAGGCAGGUCUUCUCCAGGUCGGUAUGCGCGUCAGGAAGGCCGUUGCUGAAGGAUACAAGACCCAAAAGAAAUUCACCCCUCGGCCCUUCUUCAACAUGCACCGGCUUUCCCCCGAGACCCAAGCUGCCCUGUCCGCUGGCAACGCCGAUACCACCAACGAGAUCUCCCCUUAUGCGGCGGGACAGGUCCAACCAAUCAGCACGGCCACUUUUUGUGGCAUCAGCCUGGCUUACCUCUCCCACUGCAGCGAGGACUGGUCGGAACCCUCGAUUGCCCAACAGAGUCUCUGGUCUUAUUCCACCAGCCACAAGCGUUCCUACGAGGCCGAUUCCGACAGCGACGAGAGUCAAGACUGGCAACCCCAAACCCCGAGCUUGAUGGGCGAUGCGGGCAUGCACAUGCCGGUUGAUUACUUUGCCAUUGAUGUUGACAACAUGACCGAUGUCAACCACGUGACGGAGAUUGGUGACCGUGCCAGGCAACAUUUCAAUGGUCGCCGUAUGGCUCUGCCAAAGAGUCGCAGCCGAUUCUUCCAGCAACCCGAGACACCAAUGCCGCCUUCCGCGGCUGCCAAUCCAUUCGCCAACAUGAUGGGUCAACUCCCCGAAACCAAAUCCGCCCAUCCUCAUGGUCACAAGAGAAUGGUGAGCUGUGGUAUGGAGGCUGCCAUGGAUUUUGGUGAGGCUUCCUUCCUGCAACGACGAGAGGAUGUUGAAAUGGACUGCUCUUGA